AUGCAUUGUAUCACCACAGUAUGCUUUUCAGUUCUGAUCAAUGGCUCUCCUGCUGGAUUUUUCAAAGCUCAAAGAGGGUUAAGACAAAGUGAUCCCUUGUCCCCCUUUUUGUUCAUUUUGGCAAUGGAAGGUUUAAACGGUAUGGUGAAAAAAGCAAAGCACAUUGGCUGGAUUAACGGUUUUGAAAUGGAAAGGAGGGACAAUAGUAGCAUGGAGAUCACACACUUACAGUAUGCCGAUGACACUCUAAUUUUUUGCGAUGCAAAUAUGGAUCAACUGAAGUAUCUGAGGGUGAUUCUGGUUUUAUUUGAAUGUUUGUCUGGUAUGCAUAUUUAUUGGAGGAAAAGCUCACUGUAUCCAAUUGAUGAUGUCAAUGCUAUGGAGUUUCUAGCCUCAAUAUUGGGAGGAGAAGUAGGGUCCUUACCAUUUGUAUAUCUUGGUAUGCCUUUAGUGGCUAAAUCAAAUUCCAAUGAAAUUUGGAAUGGUGUCAUUGAGAAGUGUGAGAAGAAAUUAUCCAGAUGGAAGUCUCAAUACUUGUCACUAGGUGGAAGAGUCAUACUCAUCAACUCUGUGUUAGAUGACCUCCCCUCUUACAUGAUGUCCUUAUUUCCAAUCCCUACAAGUGUUAUCAAAAGAUUAGACAACAUCAGAAGUUCAUUCUUGUGGCAAGGAAAUAAGGAGAAGAAAGGGUUUAUUUGGUGA
This is a messenger RNA of Solanum dulcamara, 702 nucleotides long. RefSeq lists its product as uncharacterized. The coding region runs from base 1 to 702 and encodes 233 amino acids. Lineage: Eukaryota; Viridiplantae; Streptophyta; Magnoliopsida; Solanales; Solanaceae. The record is from RefSeq and is a predicted model, not a curated record. The transcript has a single exon.